Molecule: messenger RNA, 870 nt
Organism: Punctularia strigosozonata HHB-11173 SS5
Lineage: Eukaryota; Fungi; Basidiomycota; Agaricomycetes; Corticiales; Punctulariaceae
Product: small nuclear ribonucleoprotein
Exons: 7
Coding region: 1-870 (289 amino acids)
Biological process (GO): mRNA splice site recognition
Cellular component (GO): U2-type prespliceosome; U1 snRNP
Molecular function (GO): mRNA binding
Source: RefSeq, a predicted model, not a curated record
AUGGGCAGACUUGCGGAGAUGCAGCGUAAGCUGCUGGAGCAAAUGAUGGGCCCAGAGGCGAUGGGCGUUGCCAACGCCAAUCUGCAUUGGUCGGACGAGAAAGUCUGCAGGAACUUCCUCUGCGGAACAUGUCCGCAUACCCUCUUCACAAAUACCAAAAUGGACCUUGGCGCGUGCCCAAAAUCCCACACGGAGCGGCUGAAGACGGAGUUCCUCGCUGCGAGGGAGGCCAAUCCUAGCGACCCCAUCUUCCAACGUUUCCAGAUGGAGUAUGAGUCGAACAUAUUCUCGUUCGUAGACGAAUGCGACCGCCGCAUUCGGGCGGCGCACAGGCGAUUGGAGAAGACGCCUGAAGAGAACGCCAAGACGACAAACCUGAUGAGGGAAAUUGCCGAAAUUGAGCUGGCUAUCCAAGGCGGUACGGAGAAGAUUGAAACGCUUGGUGAGCAAGGCAAGGUGGACGAGUCGAUGAGGGAAAUGGCCGCAAUCGAAGCUUUGAAAUCGGAGAAGGCAGACAAGGAGGUUCGGGAGUUGCAACAGCUGACAGACACGUCCGGCGCAUCUGGUCACCAGAAGCUGCGCGUGUGUGAAGUGUGCGGUGCAUACCUGUCGGUCCUGGAUUCCGAUCGGCGUCUUGCAGACCACUUUGGUGGCAAAAUGCACUUGGGUUACCACGAGCUUCGUAACAUGCUUGCGAAGUUCAAGGAAGAUCGUGAAAACCGCAAGACAGCGCCCCCUGCUGCCUCUGCACCGGCUCCGGGUGGCCCACGGCCCAGCGGUGGCGACUACCGAGCCUCCGGUGCUCGAGACGAUUAUCGUGAUAGAGGUUAUGACAGAGACAGGCAUUCAUCAUCGCGCGGAUACGAGUGA